GGAAGAUUGCUGCUUUACAACAGAGAUGCAGAGAGAAGGAUUACCGAGUGCAAGCAUUUGCACAACAAUUGUCUCGUUACGUCCAUCGCGACAGCUACGUGAAACUAGAGGCAAAGCGAGCAUCGCUAGAAAGCAAUUUACAACGUGCAAACAGAAAGGCCAGAUCUCUGGAACAGAAACAGGUUUAUUCCAAAGCAUUUCUCGACGAGAUGAUGUGGGAAAUGCAGGGAUUACAAGACGUCAAGGUAUCCCUAUCCAAGGAAAACUCUAAUUUGAAAGAUCAGGCUGCACGCCAUGUCGCCGAAGUGUCAAUAUUAAAGGAGAAAUUACGCUGCAGCAAUCAGGAGUGUAGAGCAUUCAAAUGCAAGAUUGACAUUCUUAACGAGUUGCUACACAACAAGCAGGGUGAGGUUACACAGAAGGACAGUGCCCUUGAGACCAAGAAUACAAUCCUAGAGGCAAUCAAAACAAUUGCCUACACCUCACCAUCACCUGUUCUGUCUUCAAAUGAAUGGGAAGAUGCAGAAGACGUGGUAGAGCAACACACAAGCACCGAUAUCGGCACACACUGUGAUAAUGGGAAAGCAGUCAAUCGCAGACAAUCAACGACAAGACGGAAUGGUUGUGAUGUUGGUGGACACAAUGCACGCCCAUCUAAGACUUGCAACAAGCCAAGUUUCGCAGAUAAUAGCCGUCGUGUUUCUUGUAAAAGCUCCUACAAAUACAAGGAUGCUGUACAGGCGGAUCAACAAAGUGAGAUUUACACAUCAGAUACAGGCUCAUGGGAGACUGACACAAGCGGUCCGUACCAAGUUGCAUCGUCCAGCAGCACCAGUUAUCAGGAUCUGGGCGAGCAAGAAACGAGUCAUGAUAGACGAAAUGAUUUUAUCGAUGAAGAGGAAGAUGACAACGAAAGUUUACUUGAUUCUGAGCUUUCUCUCGGAGAAGGCGAGUGUGUCAAAUACGGAGUUAAUGCAGAAGGUCUGUUGCUACGGAAACAGGAACAGGAGAACUAUGCAAUGAGAUCAAGAGAUAGGUGCUGGCAUUACGUGUACGUAGUGCAGAACAGUACUGUGUUGAUGUUUUAUGAAACGAGAGAGCACAAGAGACGAGGUAAAACCCUCCAUGACGAGUCCCCAAUUGAUCUGAUUGAUGCCUUGGUCACGGUAGCUGUUGAGUACACACGCAGGAAGCACGUGUUUAGAGUGCAAUUGAAAACCGGUAAGCAGUACCUAUUCCAAGCCAGGGAUGACCGUGAAAUGCUGUACUGGGUUUCCUGUAUGGACAGUGCGGCCCGUUGCCAGGUGGCAUUGACCAAUGGAGUUCCUCCUUCCAUCGCUUCAGUUUCCGCGCCACAGCUGGGAUCCCCAAGCAAGAGCGACAGAAUCAAAAAUGCGAUUAAGGGCAGCUUGUCUGCUUUAAUAAAAUAGGUGCAGACCAAAAGUAGACGAGACACGGUGGAAGUGUGGACGAAUGCAGUGUUAAGACAUUCUGUGUGAACAAAGUAACAACUCAAAGCAAGGGGAAGGCUCCAAGUUACGAAGCCGUGACGUCACUCAGCCGCACGUCAACGAAUGGACUAUAUACCUGCGCAGCAAAACCUUUUUUCUUUAUGAUUAAACUUGAAAUCGGCUUGUACUUAAUACUGACUUUUAAAACAAAAGAAGUUAUGGUUG
Molecule: messenger RNA, 1676 nt
Organism: Patiria miniata (bat star)
Lineage: Eukaryota; Metazoa; Echinodermata; Asteroidea; Valvatida; Asterinidae
Exons: 7
Coding region: 210-1430 (406 amino acids)
Molecular function (GO): phospholipid binding; protein binding
Source: RefSeq, a predicted model, not a curated record